AUGGGGCGUUCCGCCGCGGCUGUGGCCCUCGCGGGGGCCCUGGUGGGUUCUGGGGCGCUGGGGCAGCUGUCGCAGGGCCUGAGCGGGGCCCCCCUGGGGGCCCCCGGGGGCCCCCGAAGCAUGGAGUGCUUCGAAUACGGGUACGACUACUUCGGGUGGGACCUGCGGGAGGUGGGGGGCGUGGCCUCGCCCAGCGCAUGCAUGCAGGAGUGCCAGAGUUUGAAGGGUUGCGGGUUUUGGAGCUACAACAGUUUCACCAGGAGUUGCUACUUGAAGUCCGUGGGAGCCCUGGUGGAGCGGCGCGCAGCCCCGGGCGUGGUGUCGGGGCCCCGGCAGUGCAGCUUCCUGAGCAGCAGCAGCAGCAGCAGCAGCAGCAGCUGCUUCGAAGUGGGCGUGGACUACCCCGGCCACGACGUGGAGAAGGUGGAGGGCCGCUUAGUUAUGAACCCCCUCGACUGCCAGAGGCUCUGCGCAGGCCGCCCCGACUGCGCCUUCUUUAGCUGGAAGUUCUCAACUCGAGCUUGUUAUUUGAAGGCCUCCGCAGCUCCUCUGGCUCGUCGUGAAGACCCCGACGUGACUUCGGGGCCCCGCGCAUGCAGGGGCCCCUCGGGGGGCCCCCCCAGCGCUGCGGACUACCCCGCGGCCUUCGACCCCCGGGGGGCCCCCCCCCCCUGCGUCCAGCCCGCCACCGACUACAGGGGGGCCCCCCUCAAGACCCUCAGGGCCCGCUCUGCUGCUGCAUGCUUCAUGCACUGCAGGGGCCUCCAGCAGUGCGGGCUGUGGACUUGGAGUUCUUCUUCGCACCUCUGCAGUCUCAGGGCCUUCCCUGACCCCGCCCUCAAAGUCCAGGGCCAACACACUCUCGACAAGGUCUCCGCCACCCGCGACUGCGUCCCCGUGCUCCCAG
Messenger RNA from Eimeria tenella, 907 nucleotides. RefSeq names its product PAN domain-containing protein, putative. Lineage: Eukaryota; Apicomplexa; Conoidasida; Eucoccidiorida; Eimeriidae. The record is from RefSeq and is a predicted model, not a curated record. Gene Ontology annotation, biological process: proteolysis. The annotation marks the transcript as partial. The transcript has a single exon. Gene Ontology annotation, cellular component: extracellular region. Gene Ontology annotation, molecular function: protein binding.